CCACACUGUUGAGUGACUGGCCUGAUGGUCUAGUGGUAUGAUUCUUGCUUUGGGUUUAAUGCGCAACUGCAAGAGGUCCCGGGUUCAAUCCCCGGUCAGGCCCCAGCUUUUUUGCCUUUGUUUGUCUUUUUGCUACCAAUGAGUUAAAUCGCAUACUAUGAAGCUGUCUCCAACGUCAUUUUUGUUAUUAGGUCACUCUUGCGCCCCCAGUGGUCCGCCUGGGCGUAAAAAGCUUGUUGCACCGAAUACUGGCGGUCGAUGGAGUGGGGGCGCCUGUAGAGCAACUGAUACGCAUCAGGUGGCGAUCACCAGACCGCGAACACACCACAACCAAUGCACGAGGUAACAGCUCUGGACGGGUUCCUACAUGUUCUUCGAAGAAGCAAAUUAGCGUAUCGACGGAUGAUGAAUAGCGACCCCAAUAACGUCGGAAUGACAACCUUAGCAUCUUCACUGUCUUGAUUUCUUUGUAUUUUGCUAUUGUCCCUCGCGCCACAACACUAGGAUGACCUCGCCACUAUCUCGUAAGCCUUACAAGGAAGCACGCAAAACGGUCUCGCAUUUCAUCGUAGGUGGCGCUCCUCGUGCACACCAUCGAUGUCAUUGAACGCUGUUCUUGUUCCGCCAGUCCUAAUAGCACAUCAGCUGAUGGCUCGCCAUUGGGGCUAUCCCAUUAGCGAGGCGUAGCGCUAGUACUGCUACUGCAUUGGGUAAAUGAAACACCAGCGAUCGAUGGGUAUGGUAGCAUUAGAGUUCCGCUAGACUAGAACCCUUGCUUGUGCACUGCCGUGAGCUGUCGUCCAGUAGACUGCCCACGACGAGAGGGCGCUGUCGCUGAUUUAAUUACUGGCGAUCUGCACCUUUGUUUUUGGUCAUUUUUCUGCUCUUCUCCCUGCACUCUGGUUUGGCAACCAUCUCUUGCGUAAUUUCAAGAAAACUACAGCAAAGAACUAUUCAUCGUCAACUUCGUACACGUCAAUAUCGUCAAAUAUUCAUCAUGGGUGGCUCUCCUCUCGAUAACAUUCAGGAGUUGAAGAACAAGGUCUUGAACCUCGUCAAGAGCAAACUCAACAAGAUUUUGGGCAAGUCUGAGGAAAAACCUGCCGAGGGUGCCGCCGCCACUGAGACUGCCCCUGAAGCUGCCGUUGCUGCGGACGCUCCCGCUGCUGAGGCUGCUCCUGGUAAGCUACUCUGACUUCAUAGCUUGCUCAUCUAUCUAACCAAAUAAAGCUGUCGCAGAGCCUGUCACCACUGACGCUGUUGAACCCGAAACUACAGCUCCCGCUCCCGCUCCCGCCCCCGUUGCUGCCUAGACACCAAAUAUGAUAAUUGUCACGGCGUCUGAGGGGGCCAUAAUGCUUCACGUUGCGUAGGAGAAGAUCUGUAAUGGCAGUUGUGCGCAAUCAUUGCUGGAUACCCGAUUCGUUUUCGUUUUGUUGAUUUUAGGUAGCAAUAGUCUCUUGUUCACGUCAAGGCAAUGUUUCUAUUUGGCCCAUGGUGCUUUUGUUGGACCGUCUCCUAAGUUGCCCCCUUCACUUGGCCGAAUACUAGAACCUGCAGCAGUACCUACACCAGGAGGUGGCUGCAUACGCGCUGUAGGCGCCCAGGAAGACCCUGUGCCAGAUGGCGUAGCAUAGGCCGUAGUAUUAGUUGGCGUAACACCCUGCGUGCUCUCACUUAUUUGAUGACGCUGGGGAGCCUCUGGAUCUUUAUCCCAAGAGAAGAGUAGUCCAAAUGGGAAGUGCUGAACCACUGGGAACUUCGAUAGCACCUCAGCGUUGUACAUUUUGAUCAUGCCCUUGUUGAUCUUGCCCCAGCCAUCUUUUACCCCAGAAAUGUCAAAAAGCAUCGGGCUAUGCUCCCAGAAGGGCCCUUUCUUAAUGUCGUUAAUGAAGCCAAUGGCAGAAAAAUACAUGUUCGUUUGGCGCUCGUCCUCUACAACCAUCUCCUUAGUGAUGUCCCCGGGUUUUGGAGCACCUCGAACAGAGCCUUCUAACGGCAUGGGCUCAUCAUCAUGGAUUGGGCGCGUUAAUUGGGCUGAUCCAAAGAUAUACGGUGCAAAGGAGUGGUCAUCAAGACCCCAGACACCAUGGGUUCCUGCUGGUUCUAG
Molecule: messenger RNA, 2110 nt
Organism: [Torrubiella] hemipterigena
Lineage: Eukaryota; Fungi; Ascomycota; Sordariomycetes; Hypocreales; Clavicipitaceae
Source: the annotation of a GenBank genome assembly